Gambusia affinis (western mosquitofish) is the source of this 1404-nucleotide messenger RNA. It is a transcript of the gene nudt2, whose product is annotated as nudix (nucleoside diphosphate linked moiety X)-type motif 2. The transcript has 2 exons. Lineage: Eukaryota; Metazoa; Chordata; Actinopteri; Cyprinodontiformes; Poeciliidae. The record is from RefSeq and is a predicted model, not a curated record. The coding region runs from base 160 to 603 and encodes 147 amino acids. Gene Ontology annotation, molecular function: bis(5'-nucleosyl)-tetraphosphatase (asymmetrical) activity. Gene Ontology annotation, biological process: AMP biosynthetic process; ATP biosynthetic process.
AUGUGUCUGUCUUUAACUGCAGUCGGACGAAUUUUCUUGAAGCGCAGCAGGCUCACUAGGGCUCUCAAUGGAAAUAUCUCUGAAAGAAAAACAGUGAGGCGUCUACUUUAUCAUUCCCGGCAGUUUAUGCGGAUGAAACUUUCUAAGACAUAAGAGAAGAUGGCUCUGCGAGCUUGUGGGUUCAUAGUGUUUCGUCGCCUCGCCGGCCUCAACCCCCCUCCGGGGAAUAUCGAGUAUCUCCUCUUGCAGACUUCCUAUGGGCAGCACCACUGGACCCCACCCAAAGGUCACGUUGACCCAGGUGAGGAUGACCUCGCCACGGCUCUACGGGAGACCAAGGAGGAAGCAGGGUUGGGAGCCGAGCAUCUGAAGGUUAUAGACGGCUUCGUGCAGGAGCUGCGCUACGAGGUUCGCGGCAGACCCAAAGAGGUGCUGUACUGGCUGGCCGAGCUGAGAAACCCCGAGGCGGCGGUGACGCUGUCCGACGAGCACCAGGACUACCGCUGGGCCCAGCUGGAGGAGGCCUGCAGGCUGGCGGGCUACAAAGACCUGCAGGAGACACUGAGGGCCGCUCAGAGACACUUAGAGGCUCAGCGGGACUGAAACUGAGGAAAGAUCACUCAGAUAAAGUUGUUGUUGUUGUUGUUGUUUUUUUUAGGGUUUAUGUUAAGUACUCUUCUCUAUCUGUGUCUAUAAAUUCUGCGCUUCAAUCUACUGAGAAGUGGAAAAGAAAUGAGUAAAUAUAAAACGCAGUUUUCAAAUGAUGACUUCAUGCAUCUUUGAAAUAAACGAACAGCUGCUAUGUAACAAUCCAAGUGACCGGUAAUGAGUUUUAACGUUAACUUUUUCUUUCUUUUAAUAAUUGAAACUAUCAUCAAAAAUAUUUUUUUAUGUUUACUGUUACAAUCAUCUCUUAAUAACCUGGAACAAUAACUUAUACGACCUGGUCUGUAACGGGCAGCGACUUCUUAUGCUGCAUCUACGAAUCUGGGUUGCGUUGGAAACACGUUUAUCUGUAUGUGAUAGUAUACUUUAUGUACAAGUACUUAAUUGGUUUUAGUCACACGAAGGUCCUUAAAUAAAAACAUUUUAUUGAAAGAAGAAACUCAACACGGUCAGACCUUUAAGAGAAAAAGAAAUUGUCCAUAUUAUAACAACGCCUUAUGCAGUUCACGGUUAAUAUUCGAGGUGCCAAGGCUCUUCAUCCGACUCUAUUGUCCGCUGUAAAUAUUUGAUUGUACCACAAGGAGGAGACAAACACAACGCCACGAAGCUUAAAGAAUAUUUCAGCUUGUUGACAAUUAAAAAAUUAAUGUUGCACAGAAUAUAACCAUGCAGCUUCAUUACUAUGGACAUAUAACAUGCAAGAAAUAGUGGCCUUAUUGAAAACAAGUGUAUUUUUAU